Molecule: messenger RNA, 1422 nt
Organism: Coprinopsis cinerea okayama7#130
Lineage: Eukaryota; Fungi; Basidiomycota; Agaricomycetes; Agaricales; Psathyrellaceae
Exons: 2
Coding region: 78-1025 (315 amino acids)
Source: RefSeq, a predicted model, not a curated record
CUUUCCAGCACACCUCACAGUCGAGCUUACCCGGCUACCUUCACCACAGUAGCUCGCACUUUCUCCGGACAGAAAAAAUGCGCUCUACUAGACCUGCACUUAGAUUGAGCGAGCCACCAUCGUACAAUGCCCCCUUCUACGCAGAUCCAUGGGGACAAGAUAGUGGUUCCCCCACUUCUGAGACAGCCCAUUCAGACUACUACGGCACCCGAUCCACCGCCAGCUCGUCUCGGACAUCCUCUACAUGCUCCCACGUCGUUCCCGAAGCUGCCUUCCUCGCAAGGUCAGGAGGAGGCGACGUCCAAUACAUCGUUGACCCCUACUUCGGCUACAAAGACAUUGCCGACCUCUGCACGGCCUACCUCGUCAAAGCCUUUCGGUCCCAUGAAGAGACCGAAUCCUCACAACGACUGGGACAGCCUCGCCUCCCCAUCUUCAUCGCCCAGUUGAUGCACAUCACCGGCGUCCCCCUCAAGGUGGUCAUCGCCGCCCUCAUCCUCCUCCAGCGGUUCCGCAACCUCCAACCGCCCAACGACACCCGCUCCUUCUCGGGCCACCGUCUCUUCAUCGGCGCCCUAAUGUUGGCAUGCAACGACGACAACCUGCAGAACAUGAUGGCGCACGAUGCAAGCAGUGCGGCGUACUGGAGUGAGAUCUCACUCUUCUCAGAAGCCGAGCUUGACGAGGUCUUCAACACACUCUAUGACGAACUCGAUGGGAACGUUGUCGUGUUUCCCUCGUACGCAGCGGCCCUCGAGAAGCUCAACAACCCUCUCGCGAUCAAAUCAUUCGAAGGAGACUUGGAUUUCGUGUCAUCUGACGAGACGGGCCUUGAUUGGGAGGAUGGCAACGUAUCUCCGACCCUGUCAAUGUCGUCCACGUCGAUGCCACCCCCCGAGGCAAGACAGGAUAAACUCCGCUCAAGGGGAGGAGGGACCACAGCACCACAGAAACAAACUCGCAACGUGCCAUCUGUACGGACAAGAAUAGCCUCUUUAUUUGGGAAGAAGGCUAGGACGUGUUGAAAGAAAAUGAUCAUUUCACAGCAACCGUGUGUUCUUUUUUGUUACAGUCUUCUUUAUAGGCGCCCAUCCUUUUUCCACAUUUCUCUCGCUUUCUUGAUGUUGUAAGUCUGGGACACUUUCCUUUGUUGUAUUACUGAUCUAUUCUCGUUACCUGUGCUUUCUGUUUGUUUCCAUUGGGUUUUUUUCUCGCUUUUCGAAUUCUUCCUAUCGUACUCUACAGCAACAGCUGCCACGCCUCAACCUGUAUUUAUAGUAUUGCAACGCAGUGUAUCAUACAAUCCGCGUACAUCCUUGCUGUAUCAUAACACUCUUAUGCUUUAUGAGUGUGCUGUAGCUCUAGUAUUCGUACGUUUUCAAAAAUAGAUGCGAAGCAAUAGAAGUCUAAUGAAGUGCGUUC